CAAACUACUCGCUGAAAACAGCUGUUUUUGCUCCUUGGUCACGUGACGGAUGUGACUCCUCCGGCCUCAAAGCCGAACGUCACUGGCAGUUUGGAGCGGCUCGUUUUAGGUGCUGAAAUCGCCGUAUCUACGAACAAGUUGUCGUGCUUUGUGAGCAAGAAAACUCCCUCUAUCCAUGGCCAGCAGCAGCCAGGAGGCCGAGACCCCUGAGAUCCCACAGGAGAGCCGGCGCCUCAGCAUCCAGCGCUGCGUGCAGUCACUGCUGCAUGCCUGCCAGUGCCGCAACGCCAACUGCUCGCUGCCGUCCUGCCAGAAGAUGAAGCGCGUGGUGCAGCAUUGCAAAGGCUGCAAGCGCAAGACCAAUGGCGGCUGCCCCGUGUGCAAGCAGCUGAUUGCGCUCUGCUGCUACCACGCCAAGCACUGCCAGGAGAACAAGUGCCCUGUGCCCUUCUGCCUCAACAUCAAGCACAAGCUGCGCCAGCAGCAGCUGCAGCACCGGUUGCAGCAGGCGCAGAUGAUGCGCCGGCGCAUGGCCACCAUGCAGUGCCAAAGACGAAAACUAAAACAAGGAUAAUCUCUUUUAUAAAAUCAUGCAAGUUAUUAUUAAAAAAAUGCUUAAACAGCUAAUUUCUUGCUCAUAUACCAUAUUGU
Paramormyrops kingsleyae is the source of this 651-nucleotide messenger RNA. RefSeq names its product histone acetyltransferase p300-like. Gene Ontology annotation, molecular function: chromatin DNA binding; histone acetyltransferase activity; transcription coactivator activity. The record is from RefSeq and is a predicted model, not a curated record. Gene Ontology annotation, biological process: positive regulation of transcription by RNA polymerase II. NCBI's taxonomy places the organism in Eukaryota, Metazoa, Chordata, Actinopteri, Osteoglossiformes, Mormyridae. Gene Ontology annotation, cellular component: transcription regulator complex; histone acetyltransferase complex.